AUGUCACAACCCUUGAAGAAGGAGCAAAAGACGAGUGACGCUGCUGGGGAUGCAACCACCAGUCUCUUCCUCCGCGUGUUGCGUGACGCCAAUGCCGUCACGCACUUGUCUCCAUUUCUCACCAUCAAUGACAUGACCAAUCUCAGCAUGGCGUGCAAGGAUACGCAAGAAAUGUUCCAGAAGGAACGCGAGAGCCUUUCCUUCUCGGAUGUUCGCUCGAUGGUCCGACGCCACACUCUGAUUGGCUACGAACGAAAGGAUGAAGAUCUGCAAUGGGUGGCCGUCUCCCAGAGACUUCCGCGGAGUCAAAACUCCAAUUUUUUUGAUGAAUUUCCCAAACCUACCCGUACUAGUAUGCGAGUGAAACUCGUUGCUCUCGAGACAUCCACCCAGACGCGAGAAAGAAUUUUCAUUGGACACCCCGACUCUUUUUCAGAUGGUGAUUGGUGUUUCUUUGUGGGAGAGAACCAUGACCACACCACGGAGGACAAGAAAUGGCCCGAAGAAGACAAGCAACUCCUUCGUCGUGCCAUGAGCAUUGUUCACGAAUGCACCAAGCUCAUCGGCAGCAAUGACGAAGACUUUACUGAAUACCCUUCGGCUGAGUACUUGAUGCGGACCUUGCCCAGUUGGUUGUACCCAUACUUUCCAAAGUCUUUUGAUUGGGAGGCCGACCACAGUGACCGCGAAACAGAAGUGUUCUUCCCCUACAAGAAGGCCAAAUCCAAGCAAGAGUGGCUCGGUCGUCUACCUCCCAUGUUUGAUGGAAUCCACAAGCAGUACCCAUCUGAUUUGGACUCUGAUGAUGACGACGAUGAAGACGAAAAUGAUGAUGAUGAGAGUGCAGGCUCGGAGUAA
Seminavis robusta is the source of this 858-nucleotide messenger RNA. NCBI's taxonomy places the organism in Eukaryota, Bacillariophyta, Bacillariophyceae, Naviculales, Naviculaceae. The record is from the annotation of a GenBank genome assembly.